AUGCCGCCCCGGACCCCGCUGCCGACGCCGACGCCCAAGAACCGGUCUCAGCCCCGCACGGUCCACACCCGCACACCGCCCGAAACACUCGCGCGUCUGCUCACCGUCGCGGCGGCGGUCGCCGAGCGUCCACGCGGCCGGUUGCUACGUGCCCACAGCCUGUUCCUUCUGUCCCAGGUGGAGGCAGUCAUUCACCCGCGAUUCCUGGCAGAACUGCUUUCUUCAGAACCACAGCUGGAUCUUUUGGCCCUCGCUGAGAAAUUGGAGCAGGAGGAAGGACUCUCCCUUGCAGAGCUGGUAGAGAAGAGACUGGUGGCCUUGGCGGUGGAGGACGGUGUGCCCACAACCCCGAGUCACUGUGCAGCGACACUGGGCUCCGGGCCUGAGGGUGAGGCCAUGGCCCGGCCAGGGGUCAGCUGUGAAGCCUGCCCAGCAGAGAGCGAGUGGCAGGACCUCCGGAGGCACAGCCGGGCACACGCGCACCACCCGUGCAGACCCAGAGCCUUUGCCGCGUCUCCAGGACAACAGGAGCUGCCUGCCCUCCGGGCUGGUGGGCUCUCCUCUCCUCCCCAGGGGCCAGGGCGCACCCCUCCUCGGCCGGACCCCAGGGAUGCCCCGUUGUUCAGAGAGGCCCCCCCUGCUAGGGAGCCUGGCGGGCCAGCAGGUGGGUCCAGUGAGGACGAGGAGGAGCUGCCCAGCCUGGCCUUCCUCCUGGCCUCUGGGCACAGCCUGCUGCCCUGGGGGCUCUCCCAGAGUCCUGCUCUGGCCCCGGGCCUCCCCAGCCCUGGAGGGCGCGGGCCGCGGGGAGCUCCCCAGGCCCCUGCUGCUCAGAGAAUAGGCCGCAGCCCAGCCGCUCCCCCAGCUGCCAAGUCCAGAAAGCGGGCUCUGCGUGCGGGUCUGGCCGCUGCCGGGAAGACGCCCCUCCCAGGGGCCAGCCUCAGGGGCUCGGUGCGGGCCCUGGCCGUGGGGCUGCUUCGGCCCUCUCUGCCUCCAAAGAGAAGGUGUGGCUCCUUUGUCCCAGGGAGGAGGAAGAAGCAGCACUGCAGCCCGUAG
Herpailurus yagouaroundi (jaguarundi) is the source of this 1053-nucleotide messenger RNA. RefSeq names its product NUT family member 2D-like. The transcript has 3 exons. NCBI's taxonomy places the organism in Eukaryota, Metazoa, Chordata, Mammalia, Carnivora, Felidae. The record is from RefSeq and is a predicted model, not a curated record. The coding region runs from base 1 to 1053 and encodes 350 amino acids.